AUGGCUCGAAUUCUUUCUUUCCCAGCCCUAUUCCAGUCUCCGCGCCGCCUCCUCCCCGCCGCCCUCCGCCUCUCCCUCUGCCACCGCUCCAGCCGCACGGUGUUCCUGGAGGAUACCGUGGUCGACGCCGAGGAUUCCGGAUCGGAAUCGAGCUCGGGAUCUGGAUCCGAUUCUGGCGAACGCGAUGCCCGCUUGAUGCCCCCCGUUGACGACGCCAUCCAAAGCAUGGUCGCCCAGCACUACGCCCCCGAUUGGCUCCCUUUCGUCCCCGGCGCCUCCUACUGGGCCCCGCCCCAGAAUCACCCCUUCGUCCUCGUGGAGGUCGUCACCGGGCUCGAGGAUUUCAAUCUCUCGCAUCCGCUCUCCUCGGAUUAG
Messenger RNA from Musa acuminata AAA Group (dessert banana), 375 nucleotides. RefSeq lists its product as uncharacterized. Bases 1 to 375 code for a protein of 124 amino acids. Lineage: Eukaryota; Viridiplantae; Streptophyta; Magnoliopsida; Zingiberales; Musaceae. The transcript has a single exon. The record is from RefSeq and is a predicted model, not a curated record.